Aspergillus brunneoviolaceus CBS 621.78 is the source of this 803-nucleotide messenger RNA. RefSeq lists its product as uncharacterized. The record is from RefSeq and is a predicted model, not a curated record. The transcript has a single exon. Bases 120 to 803 code for a protein of 227 amino acids. NCBI's taxonomy places the organism in Eukaryota, Fungi, Ascomycota, Eurotiomycetes, Eurotiales, Aspergillaceae.
CCUCCCGAGUGCCAUUCUUUCUCACCUAUCUAUCCCUUCCUCCCUCGUUCGAUUCCUCACCACAGUCCCUCAUUUCCCACCACCACCACCGCCACCCACAAGAAACCAUAGUAACAGCCAUGAAGCUCCUCACCACCACCAUCUCCUUUUUCCUAGGCCUCACCCUCGUCGCCGCCAAAACAGAUAUCGGAGCCCCCUGCACCUCCUCCACCACCUACGUGGGCGGCAUCUUCACCCGGAUCUUCUACAUCCCCGACACCGGCGAACUCUGCGAGCUCAUCGACUGCGGCGGCGGUCGCGCGCCUCCCAAAACCACCGUCCCAGGCUGUCCACUCUACUCAGGUACAGAGCCCGUGCCGACGCAUUAUCUCCCCGGCUGGGGUCCAAACGGCCGCCUGAUUGAGACCACGACCACGACUACCUCUGGUGCUGCUGAAGCUACAAGCGAGACCAGUGCAAUCACGGCUACUGCGGGUGCGGGUGGAAGUGUGUACGCUUCUGCUUCUGCGUCGGCGUCUACUGAUACUUCUUCGUCGUCGUCGUCGUCGUCGUCGUCGGCUACUGCUACCGACGCUGCAGCGGCUCAGAUAACCGGCCCUUCGGCCAGCGACUCCGCACGCGACUCGGCCUCGACCGCGCUGACUUCGCGUUCCGGUGCCACGGGUUCUGCGGCUGCUGCCGCGAAUGCUACCACUACUGGGGUGGUGAGGGGGAACGAUGCGGCGGCUGGAUUCCGGGUGCGGAGUGCGGGGGUGGCGGGGGUGGUUGGGGCUGUUGUUCUUGUGGGGGGUGUGAUGCUUUGA